AUGGAGAAUUAUCAAGGUGAUUUAGCUGACAUGCUUAGAGCCAGCGGUGGAGCAAUUAGUGGUUACAUAGACAACAACUCCGGCCAAGUACAGGCAGUCAACGACUGGCAGUUUCGGUCCGAUCCCAUGAGCUAUCCUUCAGGGAUCGAAGAACCAUCGGAUUAUUUUGGCAAUCCGUUCUCUAUCAUUAAAGAUCCACUUCUUCAUGAAAUAGAUUUUCCGAAUCCAGGCCUUUUCAAUAACUCCAUAAGUUCAAAAUGCAUGAUGAAGACUGGCGUAAGUGUUGAAGGCGCAGGUGGCUGCGGUGGUGGCCGUGGAGAUGGUGUUAGUUUUGCUCAAAAGAUUCCUGACGAGGAGAUGCAAAGGCCUUGCAAUAUCUUCUCAAGAAUGCUUCAGAUCUCUCCAACUGCUAAGUUGCCGGUGUCGCCAUGUGAUUCUCCGGUGGUGGUGGCAGCUUCGCCGCGGGUACUUAAGCCUACUAGCUUAGUGUCUAAUGGUACGAUUAGUCGAAGCAGCUCCAAAGGUUACCUAGUUGAAACCUCUGGGGUUCAGGUCUCAUCUCCGAGAAAUACGGUUAUUAAACGAAGGAAGAGCCAGGCAAAGAAGGUGGUUUGUAUACCAGCACCAUCACCUGUAAACAGCAGGCCUAGUAGUGGAGAAAUAGUUCCAUCUGAUCUCUGGGCAUGGAGAAAGUAUGGUCAGAAGCCUAUAAAAGGCUCUCCGUACCCAAGGGGUUAUUACAGAUGCAGUAGUUCGAAGGGUUGUUCAGCAAGGAAACAAGUCGAACGGAGCAGAAAUGACCCCAACAUGUUGGUCAUCACCUACACUUCUGAGCACAACCAUCCAUGGCCUACCCAGAGAAAUGCUCUUGCAGGCUCUACUAGAUCCCAACCAUCGAAGAAAAAUUCAACUUCAAAAAAUUCACCAGCUUCUCAGCCUCAAAAAACAACAAGCUCGAAAGAAGAACAGAAAGAGACCAAUACUGAAUCUGAUAACCUAUCCAUUCUCACUGGGAAUUCAAAAACACGUCAACAUGUGAAAGAGGAAAUGGAAGAAGACCUUGAUUAUCAAAUAGACAUGGAUGAUAGUGAAUUUAAUGAAGGGUUCCCUCCGAUCUACAGACCAGCAUUGCCAGAAUCCAAUCAUUCUGAAGAUUUCUUUGCGGAUUUAGGAGAAAUUGAGGCUGACCCUAUAAAUCUCUUGUUCACUCGAGGAUUCUCAGGAGAUGAGAGAGAAAACAGCAAGGGUUCGGAUCCAUUUGGUUUGGGUUAUUGGAUAGGAAAUAACAACAGCACAUCGUUCGGCGAAGCUUAG
Ilex paraguariensis (yerba mate) is the source of this 1314-nucleotide messenger RNA. Lineage: Eukaryota; Viridiplantae; Streptophyta; Magnoliopsida; Aquifoliales; Aquifoliaceae. The record is from the annotation of a GenBank genome assembly.